Messenger RNA from Arctia plantaginis, 2304 nucleotides. The record is from the annotation of a GenBank genome assembly. NCBI's taxonomy places the organism in Eukaryota, Metazoa, Arthropoda, Insecta, Lepidoptera, Erebidae.
AUGACAUCGUAUUCUAAUCUUUCUCAGUCGCGGAAGUCGAGCCAACCAUCGACAUCAUCACCUGCCGCAGUAACAUCGAAUCGUAGUGUCAGCGACCCGGAGGACCCGUACGCUGUGACGCACAUCAUAUGUAAUCUCCUCGAGAACAUGAACAGACCAACAAACAACCUCCAACCCGGAACAUCUUCGUCUUCGACUAUGCCAUACGACAUCUGGGCACCGUCGCCGAAUCCUCUUGGACCCAUAGGUCGUGAGUACAGUCAUUCAUCUAAUAACAAUCAGCUUCAAUCCAAAGAAGAUAAUUCGAGUGGUUCGCCGGGAACUUCCUCGUCUGUAUCUAUCACAUGUUUUCGCUGCGAGGAGCGCACACCAACUACGCGUUGCCUCGAGUGUAAUGAUUUAUUUUGUUACGAGUGCUGUCACAAAGUAACAUCAGACUGCCAACUGAGAGAGCACACGCUGCUUCCCAUACACCAAAUGUCACCUAUUGGAGUCAGACCUAACUCAGUGGGCAUGGAGAAGGAAAUUAUAUAUUGCGAUACACAUGGAGAACCUGUAAGGUAUUAUUGUGAGGCAUGUGUUUCUUUCAUUUGUCAGGAAUGUACAAUGUGGGUGCACAAAGAUCACACACACUUACCUAUCAAAGGUGCCCUUGACGUAUGUCGCAUAGGCAUUUAUAGAGCGAUAGAAGACACAAAAAUGGGCACCAAAGCAAUAAAAACUGCCAUCGAUCGUGCUGUGGUUUUGACGAAAGCAUAUGAAAAGGAAACUGCAGAGGCCAGCAUUAAAAUACGGAAGGCAAUGCGGUGUUUUACGCAAGCUAUAGAGGAUCGUGAAAAAUAUUUACUGGAGAAAGUGGAAAAAAUGCGUCAAGCCAAGAUGAACGAGUUGCAAGAUCACAUGCACACACUUAGGGGUAUAUUAGCAGGUUUAGCUCAUACAAAUGAAAAUCUAGUACGUAGUAUGGACGCUGAAGGAAUUGAGUUGUUUGUGGCAAAAGAAAAGGGAAGGGCUCAAGUAGAUUACUUUUCAUGCAUGUUUAAAAACAUGUAUAUAACAGACGAAAGGAUCGUUUUUGUACCUCCGAAUUAUGAUUUACUCGAUCAGUUGAAACGACAGUGUGAUGUUCAAUCAGGUUCUGCAAUACAUGGUGUAUCGCCGCGCCAAGCUUUGUUGGCACUACAAUCAGCGCAGUCAUACCCCCCCAUACAUUACAAUGUUUCUUACGCAGGCAGUCAGCGUUCUCAAGUCUCAGUUCAAGAAUACGUAAACUCGCAGUCUCGGCCCAUUGAUAACCACGAUCAUUGUGUAACAUCUAGUGAAUCCAUGGAGCAUACUACUCGUGGUGUCGGUCAAGCGAUAGCAGGGCAUUGGGCGCCGAUCGCAGUGAGGCCGACGAGAAGCCCUGUUCCGGGUGUCCCAAUGUAUUCUUUUGCCCGCGAAGGCCAAGAACAAGGACAAGUUUCAAGACCUUGGGGCCUUUGUAUAGAUAAAGAAGGAAACUAUAUAGUUGCAGAUAGAAGAAACAAUCGAAUCCAAAUAUUUACUAGGAGGGGUGACUUUAAACUUAUGUUUGGAUGCAAAGGCACAGGACCUGGAGAAUUUGACCUUCCAGCUGGAAUUACAACAGACAUCUUUGGCCGAAUCAUAGUUAUAGACAAAGAUAAUCACAGGGUUCAAAUUUUCACAGCUAUGGGUAACUUUUUGCUUAAGUUUGGUACAUUUGGCAAAGAUUGCGGGCAAUUCCAGUAUCCGUGGGAUGUAGCCGUCAACACACUAGGUAAUAUCGUCGUGACCGAUACCCGUAAUCACCGCAUUCAGCUUUUCACCAGUGAUGGAACAUACAUAACAAAGUUUGUAUUUGAGGGUGCUAAUCCUUCCAAAAUGCUCAAAGGACCUACGACUCCUAGAGGAGUGUGUUUCACAACAUCCGGCAAUAUAAUUGUGUCGGACUUUGAAAACCAUCGACUGUUAAUGGUGGACCCAACUUUGUCCAAAGUUUUGCAUUGUGUUGGUCGCGAAGGUUCUGGAAUUGGAGAGCUGAAUCGCCCUUCAGGAAUAGUGACUGACGAUGAUGGACGCAUUAUAGUGGCUGACUCUAAGAAUCACCGUGUGCUAGUGUUUACAUCCGAACUUCGUAUAUUGUUUGCGGUAGACUUGAAGAGUCCAGGGCUCGAUGACAAAGACCGGCCAAGCGACGUGGCACUCACGCCAGAAGGUUUUCUUGUAGUGCUCUUUGAGACACUGCCUGACACCGCCCGUGACAUUGCAUCCCACGGCAAGCAAUACAUUAAAAUAUAUUAA